Molecule: messenger RNA, 2070 nt
Organism: Marasmius oreades (fairy-ring Marasmius)
Lineage: Eukaryota; Fungi; Basidiomycota; Agaricomycetes; Agaricales; Marasmiaceae
Exons: 3
Coding region: 1-2070 (689 amino acids)
Biological process (GO): ceramide biosynthetic process; sphingosine biosynthetic process
Cellular component (GO): serine palmitoyltransferase complex
Molecular function (GO): serine C-palmitoyltransferase activity; pyridoxal phosphate binding
Source: RefSeq, a predicted model, not a curated record
AUGGCCAUUAGAAGCAGGACGCCGUCUUCCGGAGGGUCUCAGUCAAUGUUCAAGAAGCGUUCCACCCAGUCCCUAUCUCCCACUAUGGCAUCCGCUGCCUCUUACCUCUCAGCGGUUUCCCAAGCGGAUGCUCGUGCCAGGACAGCAAGGUCUCCGACGCCGACGCCGACCGCGACCCCAGCUCUCUCAUUCGCUUCAACCACUUCAUCUGAACCCACCACAGACAUUGACGAACUCGAUGAAGACGACGAGAAAUUUAUCAGUCCACUCUCCGUUCCCUUCCGUCCUCCAACCUCUGAGCAAGUUUUCAACACCGUCCACACCGAAUUCGGACACUGUGCUAGUGAAGAAUUUCGCCUUACCAGUGCUCAUAAACCUGGGGCUCCUAUCCAUGGGCAUGUCGACAAAGACCCGCCUUACUACAUUCUUCUCUCAACCUACAUUAGCUAUCUCGUCUUGAUUUGCUUGGGACAUAUGCGCGAUUUUUUGGGCAAGAGGUUUCAUCCGAAGGCAUACAGACAUUUGAUGCCUCACGACGGAUAUGCAUCGCUGAAUUCAGACUUUGACUCGUUCUAUACACGUAGAUUGAAAGUGCGCAUGGACGAAUGUUUCGCGCAGCCUGUGACUGGCGUUGCUGGACGUACCAUUGUUCUUCUCGACCGUGUCUCCCUCGACUACAACCGAACACAAGUCCCCACUGGAAAUAAAACGCGUGCUCUGAAUAUUUCUUCAUACAAUUACCUUGGAUUUGCUCAGGCUCGUGGAGGGUGUGCCGAUGUCGUAGAAGAGGCCAUCAAAAGAUACGGUAUCAGCACUUGUGGUUCACGUUUGGAGGGUGGUACCAGCGAACUCCACACAGUUGCUGAAGAACUUGUCGCACGAUUUGUUGGAGCCGAGGAUGCGUUGAUUUCCUCCAUGGGUUUCGCUACCAACUCUACAAUUAUUCCUGCACUCGUUGGAAAGGGGUGCUUGGUUAUUUCGGAUGAGCUUAAUCAUUCUUCGAUUAGGUUUGGCGUCAGGCAGAGUGGUGCACACGUUAGGAUGUUUAGGCAUAACGACAUGAGGUCUCUCGAGUCGCUCCUUCGAGAGGUCAUCAGUCAGGGUCAGCCCAAGACUCACCGCCCAUGGAAGAAGAUCAUGUUGAUCGUCGAAGGUUUAUACAGCAUGGAAGGUACAAUGGUUAACCUUCCAGCUAUUAUGAAUCUGAAGGAAAGCUACAAGUUCUAUCUCUUCGUGGACGAGGCCCAUUCCAUCGGCGCCAUUGGGCCUAAUGGGCGUGGUAUUGCGGAUUAUUUCGGAAUUGAUCCUAGAUCAAUCGAUAUCCUCAUGGGCACCUUCACCAAGUCUUUCGGGGCAGCGGGUGGUUACAUAGCUGGCAAAAAGGAUGUCAUUGAUCGUCUUCGUGUCAAAGGUUACUCUGGCACUUAUGCAGAAGCCAUGUCGAUUCCUCUUCUUUCGCAAGUCAUCGCCAGCAUGGCAAGUAUCAUGGGCGUCACUACUCCUACGGUCUCCUCGAGCAAUAGUUCGAGCACCAUUGCCAUCCGAAGCCACGCUGCCAACGGGAACGGUCAUUUGACAGACGAUGAAUACCAUCAUCCAGGCCCCGUUUCAUCCAAGAUAUUACCAUCUUGGAUGACGCUACCUCCCGAGCUCUCUUCUGGUGAAGAAGGACGAACCCGCCUUCGUCGUCUCGCGUUCAACUCAUUCUACCUUCACCGUGGCCUUGAUAAACUCGGCUUCAUCACAUAUGGACAUCCAGCAUCACCCAUCGUUCCGCUCAUCUUGUUCAAUCCUGGUAAGAUGAUGAUGUUCCAUCGGAUGAUGAAGGAUCGCGAGGUCCCGAUUGUCGUUGUCGUCGUCGCGUACCCGGCGACACCUCUCAUCACGACCAGAGUCAGAUUCUGCGUUAGUGCAUCUCACACGAAAGAGGAUAUCGAUUGUGUCCUCAGAGCCUGUGAUGAAAUUGGCGACAUUAUGGAUCUGAAGCAUGGACUUGCGCCAGCUGAUAGAUGGAGUAUAGACGAGAUUUGUGAUCGGGCGGUCGAGCUGGUCAGCUUGCCAGAGGCGUAG